AGCGCGCGAGGAGUGGAGGCGCACGACAGAGCUAGAGCGAGAGAGGCACGCGCGCAAGGGGAGAACAGAAGCAGCGCCCGGGCGCAAUGUGGGGCGUCAGCCGCCGGCUUGCAGCUGCUGAGAAACAGAGGCAGGAACUGGCCUGGGCUCGGGGCAGCUGCAGUUGCUGAAGGCAGGGGGGAGGCCGAGCUGGCGCCGGCGACCCAAACUUUGCCCGUUUGCCUGACAGGACGCGCCUCUUUGAGUCUAUUUUUCUUUCUUCUUUUUUUGGUCGUUUCCCCUUCCUCACAUGGAGACGUUGAGCGCCGUGAGGGCGAAAGUAGGGGCGCGGAGCCCUGGCAGCUGCGAGGCGGCGGGACCCAGCCAGCCCAAGCCUGCCUCGUCUUCGAGUCCCGCUGGAAGAGGCUCUCCAGCUGCGGCGACACCGGAGUCCCACGCUUAUAGACUGGAGGACCUGGAGACCUUGGCCACUGUGGGGACAGGUACUUUUGGGCGGGUUCAUCUGGUGAAAGAAAAAGCAGCCAAAUGUUACUUCGCACUGAAAGUAAUGAGCAUCCCAGAUGUCAUUCGACUAAAACAAGAACAGCAUGUGCACAAUGAAAAAUCAGUCUUAAAAGAAUUGAAUCAUCCAUUUCUGAUCAGACUAUUUUGGACUCACCAUGAUGAACGCUUUCUAUAUAUGUUGAUGGAAUAUGUACCUGGAGGAGAACUGUUUAGUUAUCUGCGCAACAUGGGACGCUUCAAUAACAGCACUGGACUGUUUUAUUCUGCAGAGAUUAUUUGUGCAAUAGAAUAUAUCCACUCAAAAGAAAUUGUUUACAGAGACUUAAAGCCUGAAAAUAUUUUAUUAGACAAAGAGGGGCAUAUCAAGCUUACAGACUUUGGAUUUGCUAAAAAACUGGUUGAUAGGACAUGGACACUGUGUGGGACCCCAGAAUAUCUUGCCCCAGAAGUCAUACAGAGUAAAGGUCAUGGAAGAGCAGUAGAUUGGUGGGCCCUGGGCAUUCUAAUAUUUGAAAUGUUGUCUGGAUUUCCUCCAUUCUUCGAUGAUAACCCAUUUGGGAUAUAUCAGAAGAUACUUGCUGGCAAAAUAGAUUUCCCAAGACAUUUGGAUUUAUAUGUAAAGGACCUUAUUAAAAAGCUGCUUGUGGUUGACAGAACAAGACGGCUAGGGAACAUGAAGAAUGGAGCAGAUGAUGUGAAGAGGCACCGAUGGUUCAGAUCUAUAGACUGGGAUGCUGUACCUCAAAGAAAGUUAAAGCCUCCUAUAGUGCCGAAGGUAUCAAAUGAUGGUGAUACAUCUAAUUUUGAAGCUUAUCCUGAAGAUGACUGGAACAAAACGCCUCCUGUAUCUGCUAGAGACUUAGAAAUUUUCAAAAACUUUUAGGAGUGGGGACACAAAGCUUAUUUAAGAAACUGGAAGAAGAUCAUCCUUGCUGGGAACUCACAAAGAAGAACUGAAAAUAUUAAUGAAGACUUUCUUUGAAAUGAGUGCACGUUGCUCCAUUAUGCACAGUCUUUAAAAUAAUUUUAAGAAUUGGAGGAAUUAAUGAUUUUCAUAUUUAGUUGUUCAGAUUUGGCAUUAGUUGAGUAAACUAAAAUACUGAAGCACCUACCCUGAGGUAGCCUCGUUGAAAAUUGGUAUAGUUUUUUUUAAAAUUAAAGUUUAUAUUUAGUUUGUUUCUUGCUAUGCCCAAAUCUUUUUGCAUAGUUGCCUCAUAUAAAUUAACUUUAUAAGUUUUACUAAAGUUGUCAUUUGA
Messenger RNA from Gekko japonicus, 1760 nucleotides. RefSeq names its product protein kinase, X-linked (gene PRKX). Bases 290 to 1387 code for a protein of 365 amino acids. Gene Ontology annotation, biological process: protein phosphorylation. Gene Ontology annotation, molecular function: protein serine/threonine kinase activity; ATP binding. NCBI's taxonomy places the organism in Eukaryota, Metazoa, Chordata, Lepidosauria, Squamata, Gekkonidae. The transcript is spliced from 9 exons. The record is from RefSeq and is a predicted model, not a curated record.